AUGGCUCCAACACCUUCUGCUGAGUCGCCACCGAGCCCCCUUGCUGACUUCUUCUGGAUUGCCGGUGUCGAUGGGCCGGAGAUCUUGGACAUUUUCUCAAAACUAGGGGAGGAGUACCAUGCCAACCAUACUCAGUCAAUGCCGGUGACGGAUACAAUUCAGGAAGAUGCGGAUGCAGAGGAGGCUGCCCACCCGCGCUCUGGGCCCUCUCAACCGUCCUCGAAGCGGAAUUCUUACCAAUUGCUACCAAAACCAUCCGACGAGACGAGGUUGUCCUAUCGAUCGAUGGGAUCAGCGGAGACACCAAGCAAUCGGAGCAGCAUGACUAUCAAGGGCUCCCAGUCGCCGAAUGGACUGUCAUUUCUGAGCGACGGUGACUUUGAUAAAGCAUUGAUAAAGUUUGCUGCUGAGAGGGACUCCUUUUUGUCUGACCUGUCACUCAGUGCUGGUGCCGUGGUGUCCAAUAACCGGCCAAAACCACGAUCUAAGACACAGAAGAUUGUGGCAGAGGAGGUCAAUCCACUAAAGUCGAGCAUUGGUAGUGUUCGGAGACAUAUGUCCUUUAGAGACAUGAACAGCAUGAAAAGACAACCAUCUCUUGCACGUCAAGCUUCUAUUCGGACAUCUAGGCGGUUGAGUAAUUACAACUCAGUAAUCCCAGUACCUCAACCGCUCGAUGUAUCUCCUAACAUGCACCCACUGAAGCGGAAAUUCGAACCCGUCCUUCUCGACAGAUACCCGCCGAAAGGAGUUGUAGAUGAGACUAAACAGAGAGGGACUUUCCCUGAUUACGUUCCAAUGUUCGCAUUCCCUAACGAUAUCAAUAUCGUGUCCUCUGAUCAGAGACCUCGCUCCACUUGGCAUGGAUUCGCAAUGACAUCUGGAGAUGGAUCGAAGCUAUAUGGCGUCUGUGUGACGAUUUGGAUUCCCCUCCACCACAAAACUGCUGAGGAACUGGAAAAACGGUGUGAGGAAUGGAGGCGAGAUAACAUGACGGACGAGGAGCGGGAGUUAGCUGCCAGUCUCGGCGAAAGACUCGCCUUGGAACGAGCGAAGCUAUCCAGGCUACUUUCUCAACUACCUUCGGUCCCUUCAGGUUCCGCCUCUAGAGAUCAGCUUGAAGAUGAUAUAAGUUCGGUGGAGGAAAAGAUUGGACUUAUGGCUGACCUCCUCCGCCCAGUUCGACUGGGUGCUGCGACCAAAAUCGACGGUCUUACGGAUGGGGAUACAGGAUUUUGGAUUCCAAGGGCAUACGGGAUUUUAGGAAAGGAUGGAUCAAUGACCAGUUUCUGGAAAGAAUGGCUGCGGGCCGUUGUCGUUCCCAUGACUGACGGUGCUGUCCAACGGGUCCCUGCUAGCUCCCCUAGGGUAGGCAGAUGGCAGCCCUUAGAGCGCUAUGUUGUGAACCUCUGCACCGAAGCUUUUAGCCCGUUAUUUUCCAAAACUCAAGUUGAGAUAUCAGUGCGGGAGCUGCGCCUUUUUGCCCGAAAAGAAGCAAUCAAUGAAUUGCCUGGCUCUCGAAAUUACGUCCUUGCUGAAUCCCGUAUCAUUCUUCUAUCAUCUCAUGCAGCCAUGUUGUAUCUGGCUAGCAAAGCUCUGGUUGAUCUUCUAUUUCCAUUCCAAUGGACAGGCGUAUUUAUCCCUAUCCUUCCUGCUAGGCUUAUCCAAGCACUUGAGGCGCCUUGUCCGUAUAUUGUGGGGAUUGAGCGGAGGUAUGACAAGGCGGAGCUUCCUUCCGAUGACUUCGUUCUCGUAGACCUCGACCAAAAUGAGAUUGAAAGCACAGCACGACCUACGCCAUUACCUCGCCAUCAUCGCCGUAAACUACAGUCACUCCUUCAACUGGCUGCACCUCUCCAUCAUAGAUAUGGGGUCCAUCCUGGGGCCCCGGCCUAUGCAAUUGAAACCUAUCCAUUCGACUCCUUCCCUGGCGAAAACCAAUCGAUAUUUUCGCCCAGGGCGCCACCUACUCAGCUCUCCAAAUAUGUCAGCGUCAAUUCCACAGCGUUCGGCCAGGAUCCCUCCACCUCCCCAGCCCCACCAAUUUUUAAUGUCUUUCUAAACUCCCGGAAUGAUGUUGCCUUUUCUAGAGGUUAUGACCGCCCAACAACAGGCGUGACAUCGAAGGCUGGCACUCCGCCCUCCCCGAAAGCUUCAGGCGAUUCUUCUCCGACCUCGACAUGGUAUACCCAGGCGACCUAG
Messenger RNA from Histoplasma mississippiense, 2202 nucleotides. RefSeq lists its product as hypothetical. Gene Ontology annotation, biological process: regulation of Rab protein signal transduction. Bases 1 to 2202 code for a protein of 733 amino acids. The record is from RefSeq and is a predicted model, not a curated record. Lineage: Eukaryota; Fungi; Ascomycota; Eurotiomycetes; Onygenales; Ajellomycetaceae. Gene Ontology annotation, cellular component: cytoplasmic vesicle. The transcript has 4 exons.